UGUCAGAUCAAGCUUUUGUGAGAAGAGAAGGACCAUCCUAAAGUUAGAAUUAGAGGUUUGACUGUCUAUUUGUUGAGACUGUUGCCAUGGAGCCAGACCCAGAUGAGCACCUGCAUCCUGGAGAGGAGGGCCUGGAGUGGGAGGAUGAGAGCAUCAAAGAAAACAAGCCCAAGGGACUAUACAGUAAAACUUCAGAGAAAGCUCGAGGUUUUAUCUCCACAGAACGGCAAUGUGCUCUCUUUUGUGGAGGCAAGAAAUGCAAGUACUGCACUGGAGAUGGAUGGGAAGACAAUGAAAAAGUCAUCAAGGGACUGUAUUCCCACUGGGUAACAGACAACAUUCUUGCCAUGGCACGGCCUUCAAACCAGGCCAUUGAAAAACACAAACUUGUGGAGCAGUUUGUUGAGAAAGACAUAAGGUCAAUUGUGAACCUGCAAAUAGCCGGAGAGCACGCAGACUGCGGCCCGCACAAACUGGACCCCAGCGGCUUUUUGUACAACCCCCAGGCAUUUAUGGAGAAAGGAGUAUUUUUCUACAACUUUGGUUGGCCAGACUAUGGGGUAGCCUCCCUUAGCACCAUACUGGACAUGGUUAAGGUGAUGCAGUUUGCAGUAUCUCAGGGCAAGGUGGCUGUACAUUGUCAUGCUGGCAGAGGUAGAACUGGUGUGAUAAUUGCAUGCUAUUUGGUGUUUACCAACCGUAUAACAGGAAGGGAGGCAAUCCAUUACAUCAGGGAAAAGCGUCCCCAGUCGAUUCAAACCCGACAACAGAUGCAAGUUAUUCAGGAGUUCGAGCAGUAUCUACAGCCCUUCCGGACAGUCUAUGCCUCAAGAAUUUUUCUCAAGGUCAGGAGCCCAAGCCCAAGGCAAAAAGGCAGCCAUGAAUUUACUCUACAGCAGUUCUUGAAUAGGCAGCGUCAUAUUCUCCAUGGUUACGAAGCCAGAAGACUCAAAUAUGUACCAAAGAUUGUGUAUACAGUGUGUGAAAGGAUGCUGGAACUUGCCAAGAAAGGUAGCUCUCUACAAAAACAGCUGGAAAAAGCAGCCCAACGCUCCACUACUGAUCUCCGAAAGACAUUUUCUACUGUAUCGAAGAAUUCCACACUCUCUCCGUCCCCUGUGAAACAAAGUGUUUCAAAAGACUCAGUUACAACUAUAAGCAGCAAACGCAAAAAGCCUGGACUUCGAGCACUGCGUAAUCGAAUGCGCAGUAUAAGUAUGGAGGACCUUGCGGAUGAUAAAUAUAGUUCAGUGCUCAAGCAUGCGGAUGCCGAUAUUGGAUCAGUAGCAAGCUCAAACAGUGCAAGUAUGUUAGACGAUGAUGAAGAUGACGAUAAUAACUCGAUAGUGUUUGGAAAUAGUGCUACGGAUUUGCGAAAUCUACCUGAGCCAGGCUCAAGCAAGAUGAAGUAUAAUUGUGAUUCGUCAUCCCAGACUGGUACCAUGAGUUGGAGUGUGGACCAGUCUAUAAAUACAAAUGAUAUGUCAGAAGACUGUGUACAAACAGUGGCUUAUGCUUUGUCAGCUGAUACAAUAGAUAAAUAUGUGCGAGAGAGAGUAGAAGAAUAUGAAGAACAGCUGAACAGUGGUGACAGUGCUUGGUUGUCAUUGGCAACAGAAGGUGACCCACAUGUGCUUGGAUUGCUGCUUUGGGACUGGCUUGACCAGUUAAAGGAACCUGUACUAAGAGCACAAGAUUUAAACUGUAUUUUACACUACGUCACAGACCCAACAACUGGUCUGCAAAAACUGGAAAAGGGCACAAAAUUCACUAUAGAAUACUUAGUUAAAGUAAUCUCCAAAUUACGACCAAUGAAAGAAGCAACGCUACUCAACAUUUACGAGAAACUACUCUCCCAUCUGACACACCAGUGGGUGGUUUACGAUGACACCAGCGGGAGCUCCAGCUGGGCGGGAUCGACGCGCGAAGUCAUCGUGGAAAGCGAGAAAGAACACUGGAGCGAUAUGAAGGAAGAUAUUGCUGAGAAACUCUUCAAUUUUUUUCAUAAUCUUCAGAGAGAAGUGGAAAGCAAACAUAGAGUUAAGUCGGGAAAUUUUAGUUGAAAAUGGAGAUGGAAUUGGUCAGGUUCUCAGUCAUGACAGCUAGAAUUUAGGAUGUACAAGUCCAAACUGGCAUAUCACUUAAGAAAUUGAAUUUCAAAAUUUGAGUAAGAUCUGCAAAUGUUUUACCACUGCAGGGCUUGCCGGCCUGCGCUAAUUUUGACCAGUGAGCUCUUCAGCAAAAGUUCUACAUGGUGCAAGAUUCAUAUUUUUCAGAAUUAACUAGAAAGUGAUGCAAAGACCUGUUGAAUGCCUUUUCAUGUAUUUGUCAUGGGUUUGGCAGUGAGGAUGUUUAGUUUUUAUCUAAGUCCAUUUGAUAGGCUUGCAACAAGGUGACAGUUGUGGUGUCUGAGAUGGAGCUGUUUGAAACAGAUUUUAGAUUUAGAUUGUGUGUAUUUACCUGUGUUUCUUGCUAGUUUGCUGGUUAUCUAUUUUUUUGUUUGGCUAACUGCUCAAAAUAAGAAAUCAAGAAUAUAUGUGUAUGAUGUUUAUGACUGUGUUGAGGGAUUUGGUAUUGUUAAGUUCGUUACUGAUUAUCAGAAUGUAGGUUUAACAGGAGUCUUGACAGUACCUUAGUAGGGGAGGAGGUCUCUGAGACAACAAUAGACCUAAGUGGACAACAGUGAGUAGAUCUCAGACAGUCACGAUUUUUGCUUUGUUUUAAAAAAUUAAAUCAGGUACCUGUUGAAAAGCAAUGACGUAUUUUUGAUGUACCAUCUGUUCAGAAAAGGUACACUUUCGUCCUUUCGUCUAAUUUUCUAUCAUUGUUGUGUAUACAUGUAACAAACAAGGGUUGUCAGAGGUCACAAAACUAUCAUAGGACAUUGCUAUAAAGAAUGUUUGUUAUGCUGAACAAUCAAUAGAAAGCUUCAUAAAAAUUUAAUAGAUAUUGAACAUAUUUGUCUUAAAUAUUUUUGUUUGAUGUUAUUUUAAAUAAUCAUCCGGGAAGUACCACUGUCAAACUAGUAUUUCAACCAAUUUGCACGCCUAUUUUGGUACCUGGUACUUUUUAAUGUUUCUUAAUAAAUGAAAAAGAAAAGAAAAAAGUUUGCUGUUCAGAAAACAAAAUCAGAUAUCUCAACAGAUUAGAAAGGUAUCUUGAAAAAACUUAAAAAACUGUCUGAGAUCAUCCCCCCUCCCCCUCCCUCACCAUGGUAACAUCCCUUUGUGAUAUAUGUUGUUAUGCAAGGUACUUUUACCAUAGAUGUUCUCUGACCUUUGUCUUUAUAGUAUUAUUGAUCUAGGCUGUUUAAACCCUUGUCUUGAGUAAUACUUGGUACUAAUGCAUUAAAAGAUGCCACUUGAUUUCAUUUUUAGAUUUUAUCUGUUAUAAUUUAUGUUCAAAAUUCAAAUGGAAAAAAGAUUAUUAAUUACUCUUAUCAGUCAUGUCUUAAGCAUAAAUCUGAAUCUAUUUUUAUUAUGUAUAAUUUAUGGUAUUAACUAUUUAGAGUUUCUGUUCUUUAAUAUUAACAUAUUAUAAUUGACAGAGAAUUUUGCUCUUCCUGUUGUCAAAAUCAUUAUGAUUUUCUUUGUUGAUUUUUUUCUUGUUUAACAUUCUUAAGUGAGCACUUGUUAUAUUUACAAGUAGGUAGUUGUAGUUCAAGGACUAAAUGGAUUUACUUUGUGAAGAUAUGCAACUGUGUAUUACCAUUCUCAUGCAUCUGGUUUUCUUUUCUUUUUUGACAAAGACCCAUGCCUGUCAAAUUGGGAUCUGUAAGUGUAGAACUACUAAGAUUCAAAAUAUUAGAAUGUUACAUUUUCACACGAAAUUUUUAUACUUACCACCAUUAGAGAAAGCAAUUAUCUUACAUUUUGCAUGAGAACUCUUCUAAAGCAGGUCUUAACAAGGCUACUGAUGCCUCGUCUUGAACAGGCUUUGGAUGCCUCUCUUGAACAGGCUACAGAUGCCUUGUCUUAAACAGGCUACGGACGCCUCAUCUUGAUCAGACUACGGACGCCUCAUCCUGAAAAGGCUACGGAUGCCUCGUCUUGAACAGGCUACUGACGCCUCGUCUUGACCAGGCUACUGACACCUCGUCUUGGACAAGCUUCUGAUGCCUUGUCUUGACCAGGCUGCUUGCGCUUCGUCUUGGUCAGGCUCUUGAUGCCUCGUCUUGACCCGGCUGAUGAAUUCUCAUUAUGACAUGUUAGACUGCUGAUGCCUUGACAUGACCACUGUGACUGCUGACGCUCUGUUUUAACCACUCUUCUCUUUGUGGGGGCAUUGAAGAGUUCAUUUGAAAUAAAAACACUGCAAUGAUAGAUAGAAAAACAAUAUUGAACUACCGGUAUUCAAAGUUGAUAAAAGAAUGUAUGGCCAUCCUAUAAACAAAAGCAUCAUUUAUGCUCGAUUUUUAGAAUGGUGUGUUCUUGGUUGUAAGUAAAUAGAUUUUUCUUGAUUCUAAUACUUAAAUUUUAAAACAAACGGUUAGACUGAAGGUUUAUUUGAAUUUACCUGUAAUUUAUUUUAUGCGAUCUACUGACAUUCAUUCAGUGUUUCACUGAAUUUCCUGAUCUUGCGAAAAAAAUUUGUCUUUGGCUUAAUAAUAAUAAUAUAAUAUAAUAAUAAGAUUGCCCCAAUGUGUUUAUUAUUGUCAAUAUUUUUUUUUAAUAAUUUAACUUAUUUGCGAUUCUAUCCAUUCAGAAAUUCUAUAUUUAAGGUAGACAAAUCAUUACCCUUUACACAUUUUGGAUUGAAAAUAUAGAUUAAAUUAAUUCAGGCUUUUAUAUGAACAGCAAUUAUAAAGCGUUUCAACUUGGUGUAUGUUAAGGCUGCAAUCUUACCGGUAUGUCUUAAAACAACGGAGGAAAUAUUGCACUCAGAAAGUCAUGAUGUUUAAGGUAAUGGAAGUGGUUUGCUUCCUUGUGUUUAUAUUUCUUGUCUUUGUACUAUGCUGUAGAUUGUUUUUAUGUUUUUCAAUUUUUUUUAAAGGGACCAGACACCUAGUAGGCACCAUUUGCAAAAAAAAAAGAAAAUUGUCAAACACUUACAUAAAAUUGAUAUUAUUGUGUAAAACAUAUUGAAUCUUACUUACUGAUAUAUCACAUCCAUUAUGACACAUGCAUCUUUCACAGUUUUGUGUAUUUUUCUAAUUCAAAAUUGACGGUUUGUCUACACAUGUAUGUGUAAAUCCCAGUUAAUUUAAAAAUAGCGUCAGUAUAUGUAUCUGUACUAAUAACUUGACUUUUACAUGCUAAAAAGGCAGGCACACUAUAAACUUUGAAACCAUUAUGUGCUAUUUUAAAACAGGUAAACUCUAUGGAGGCUAUUCGUUGCCAAAAGUCCAGACGUAUAAUUCCCACAAUGUGCUUCUUAAUCGUACUAAAUAUCUCUUACAUUUGUCAAUGUAGACGUGCUAUUUGUUGUUUCUAUUUGUCAGUUGUUCCGUAUUGAUUUGUCAUUUGUCAUUAUAGUAGUCAAAAUGUAUAUUUGUCAGAUCGACCCUGUAUAAACUCACUAAAACAUAGAUGGUAUAACUUGCCUUUAACAAUAUGAUGAUGUAAUUUAGAAAGCCGAAUCAUGCAUAUGUAAAACUGCAAUCCUACAGUCAACAUUCGCAUUCGUAAAAUGAACAUUUGCAGUCCAACAAGUCCAGGUUUACAAAAGUCAAUUGACAAGUUCAGAAUUACAAGGAUAGACGAUUUCGCCUAUACCUUAUAUGGUAAAUGUCACCGAAAGAAACGAAGGUGAAUGGGCGGAGCUAACGAAUCAGAUUUUCUUUCGUUUAUUUCCGUCGAAUCAAGCAAGGGAGAUAACAUCUUCGCCUACCUCCUGUAAAUUCCCGGUUGUAAGUCCGAGUACUCUCUCUUAUUUCACAACAAAAACUAAAAUUAACUUAAUCUUUUAUUUAAUUUUGACGAUCAAUGUUCCUAAAUGGGUUUUAAAUCACCAUAUUAUUUAGUCAAUUGCAGUUGGGUGUAUCUGAACUGGGCUCACGGACCCAGAUUAAUACUGCCACUGUCAGUUUUUUUUACUUAUAUACCCAAGCAGGCAAAAAUUGUUCAUUUAUUUUAUUUACAAGUGGACCAUGGGCGGCUCGUUCAGUGUGUGUGUGGGGGGGGGUGGGGGGAGCUGUUGGGCCUGUGUCCCCCCGCCAGUUGGCCCGCAAGUAAACUUAAAGGUUAUUUUUUUGUCAAUAUUUCUCAGAAAAAAAGUACUUAAUUACGCCAUAAUGCACCAAUUCGGACUAAAAAUAUUUGAUAUAUUCUAGGGGGAGUACCCCUUAACCCAACUUCCCACAUUUUAAACAUAUUAAUGUCAUGCCCACUCGAGGGAUCAUGUCCAAAAAUUUGUGCCCUUAAGUAACGCCCCUCUAACGCAAGUCCUUGUUCAAAACCUGCUCCAGCAAACCCACGAAACUUUUGAUGGACAUCAUAAUGAUAUCCACCUAGUUUUGUCUGAUGUUAUACAUUUACUAUCUUAAUAAGCAUGUAUGGUGUAAACGUGUAAUUUCAAUACAUCAUUGAAACAAAAUAUCCAUGUGGAUGGAAGAACAGCCCUCCAACCCACUUGUGUCCCCAAGUUAUGAAUUACGGGAUCUGCCACUGUGAACCAUAACAAUCAAGUGGGGGAUUUCAAGAACAUGAAAAAAUAGAUAUCAUGAGUCUUAGAUUAGAAAAACAAACGCGCGAUUUUUCCCCUCCAAAAGGGCUAGGUCCGCUUCACCUUAAUAUAAAUAAAGCCCUGACUGUUGAGUGUGGGUGGGGUAUAAAAGCUAGCAGCAAGUAAUAAUUGUUUAUUAGCAAUAAAUUGACUUCAUCAUUAAAAUACUUUAUUAAUUACCUAUAAAAUAAUAUUCGUUACAGUAUAAUGUACGAGUUAUAUGAAGUUGUAAUCUUAGUGUAUUUUAUCCAUACAUUUCCAGCUACCAGGUAAGAAACCUCUGGGGCAUCUUAGUGAAUAAUUUCCACUUAAUAAAAAUUUAGAUUUUUUUCUUCGUAAAUUUUAAAUUAUCUAAUAUGACUUGCAAUCUUAAACAUUGCAAAAAGGCAAGAAAGUGUCAUCUAAUGGUUGAAUUUAAAAUAGUGUUUAUAGUAAUUUAAAGCUGCACUCUCACAGAUUGACAGUUUUGACAACCUUUAUUUUGUCCCAGACUCGGCUGAUUUUGGCAGCAAUGCUUUCUAUACAAAUAAUAAGAUUACUCACAAUAAAAAAGAUCUAAAUUGUUUGGAAAACUGCCGACAUUUUUCAUUUUUAGCUCCACUGGCCGAAGGCCAUGGAGCUUAUGUCGUCACAGAUUGUCCAUCGUGAGUGCGUGCGUGCGUGCGUGCGUGCGUAAACUUUUACUUUAAACGACAUCUCCUCUGAAACUGAUAAGCGGAUUUUGACAAAACUUCACAGGAAUGUUCCUUUGGUGGUCCUUUACCAAAACUGCUCAAAUGGUUCCGGUCCAUUGCACAAUAUGGCCGCCAGAGCUAAAAAUAGCAAAAUCUUUAAACGACAUCUCCUCUGAAACGGUUCGGCAGAUUUUGAUGAAACUUGACAGUAAUGUUCCUUGGGUGGUCCUUUAUUAAAAUUGCUCAAAUGGUUCUGGUCCAUUGCACAAUAUGGCCGCCACAGCUAAAAAUAGCAAAAUCUUUAAACGACAUCUCCUCUGAAACGGAUAGGCAGAUUUUGAUGAAACUUGACAGAAUUGUUCCUUGGGUGGUCCGUAACCAAAAUUGCUCAAAUGGUUCCGGUCCGCUGCACAACAUGGCUGCCAGGGCAAAAAAAUAGAAAAACCUUUAAAGAACAUCUUCUCAGAAACCGAUGAUCAGAUUUUGAUGAAACUUAACAGAAAUGUUCCUUGGAUGGUCCUUUAUCAAAUUUGCUUCAAUGGUUUCGGUCCACUGCACAAGAUGGCCCCCAGAGGUAAAAAUAGAAAAACCUUUAAACGACUUCUCCUCAGAAACCGAUGAUCGUAUUGCAAUGAAACUUGACAGAAAUGUUACUUGGGUAGUCCUUAACCAAAAUAGCCCAAACAGUUCUGGUCUGCUGCACAACAUGGGCACCAGAGCUAAGAAUAGAAAAAAAACGUUAAACUACAUCUUCUCAGAAACCGAUUAUCAGAUUUUGAUGAAACUUUACAUAAAUGUUCAUCGGGAUGCCCUUUAACCAAAAUUCCCCAAAUGGUUCCGGUCAGCUGCACAACAUGGCUGCGAGAGUUAAAAAAUAAAAAUAAACUUUAUACGACUUGUCGUCGAAACCGAUGACCUUUUUUCGAUAAAACUUCACAGAAAUGUUUGUUUGGUGCUCCUUUACUCAAAUUGCCCAAAUCAUUUCGGUCCACUGCACAACAUGGCAGCCAGAGCUAUUAAAGUAAAAAAUUUUUUUAAAUAACUUCUCCUCAAAAAUUGAUGAUUGUAUUUCUAUGAAACUUGACGAAAAUGUUCGUUAGGUGGUCUUUGCUUGAACCUUUUGGCCAGUGGAGCACAGGCACUGAUGUGCCUCUUGUUCUUAAAACGUUACUGUUGUAUCACUUUUAGCCAUAAAACAUCAAUUUGUGAACGUAAAACUGUAUCUGAUCUUUUAUCAGCAGUCUUAUACCAUUGGUAACCAGACAUUUACGCAAAAAUUGGCUAAUUCCAAAACAAAAAAUAAAAAUAGUUGUCAACACGGCCAAUCUGUGAGGGUGCAGCUUUAAAAGAAAAAUAAGACAAUGGGACUUUUCAUUUUUGAAGUAUAAUUUAAUGCUAAUGGCUUACAUUUUGUUGUGUUUGAGUCAAGUAUCAUUUUGCAUACAUCUCAUUUCAUGUCAUAUGUGCGUAUUAAUUACUAUUAUAUAGACAAAAACAUGUUGUAAUAGCAUAUAUUAUUUUAUUCGACAUGAAAUAAUUUAUAAUCCAUCCUGUUUCCAAAUCAUAGUCCAUAGUGUCAUAAUAUAGAUGAUUCGUAAUGUCCAUAAAAAGGUUCGCAAUGUCCAUGGUCCAAAGUAUCCAUAAUUGGUUUAAAUAGAGCCGAGUGAUAGCGGAAAUUUCCGAAAGACGUAAGGAGGAGUUAAGACAUGGUUAAGGCGGAGUUAAGACAUGGUUAAGGCGGAGUUAUCUAUAAAUUAAAUUAAAUUCAUCUCAUGUUCAACAGCGAAUGAAAAGUUACCACCAUACAAUGUAUUUUGUAGAACUACGAACUGAAAUCUGUCUUCUACCCACCGCAAUGUAAAACCCGGCAUGUGACUUUCACAGAAUGACGUGUGUUUUAACACACACAACUUUAUAAACACGACUGAAUCGUCUGAUGAAUAGAUGCAACGAGAAUAAAACUCCAAUCGGUACAAUGAAAAAUGAAAAUGUGCAGUGUAAAAUGUAGACAUAAACCGAUGAGUUGGCGGUUGUAAAAUGUAAAUUGGUAAAUCAUCAAUGUUACAAACCUAAAACACACACAUACACGUCUGGACUUUUGGCAACGAAUAGCCUCCAUAAAACUCAGCUGAGACAGCAACAUAUAUCAUUUUAAGUAUGUAAAAUGAUGUUUUAUUGGCCUCGUACUAAUUCAUAUUGACAGUUCUAGGCUUGUUUGGUGGAAAUAAUGUAUUUGCUGAUUUAGGGACCAUCUGGUGUCAAGCCCCUUUAAUAUAUUUUAUAUACUCUUGAUUCCAUCAUAAAGCAAAUUUAAAACUUCAAAUUUCGCAAAGAGGAAGUUCUAUGGUGUAUAUUUAAGCCAUCAAUAUCUCAAUAGUUAUUUUACCAUAUUGGAGAGUGUUUACUUCUAUGCAUUAACUCCCAUAUCAGAACAAGUAGGCGGAGCUUAAACAUGCAAUACCUAGCAUGUGGAUAAAUAACAAGGCUAUUCAUUAAUACACAUGCUAGUAUUUGGAAGUUGUAUUAGACAACAUGAUACAAAACAGUUAAUACACCAUAAACCCUCGUCAUUGAAAACCCUGGUAAGUGAAAUUAUACAACUCACACUUUGUGCUUCUGUAUAAUUUCUAUAACUUAGGCUGGGGACUCUGUUAAAAACACAAAAAUGGACAUUUUGAUAUAAAAGAAUCUACAGCAUAUAUUGGUUCCAUUAUUUAAUGCAUUACACCAUGUUUGUCAGUUUUAAACACUGAAAUUAAAAUCUAAAUCAAACUUAAAAUGAUAGUUGCAUGAUAAGUUGAUUGUAGAUAUUUCCUCAUGUUAUUUUGUUGUAUUCAGGUACCGUUAUACAUACUUGUAAAUGCCAAAACACAAAAAUGGACAUUUUUUUUAUUUAAAAUAUUUGACAUAAUUAAUUUCAUUAUUACAGAAUGGUUGCCAGUUUUACAAGCUGAAAUUCAAAUGAAAAAUAAAUCAAACAUAAAAUGAUAGUUGAUAUUGUAUUUUGACUGUUGAAAUUUUCUUAUGUUAUUAUGUUGUAUUGUUUUAACGUUAUACAUACUGCAAAUGCCAAUCAUGACUGUUUUCCUUAUAUACUGUUAUGAUUACAAGGUCAUGAUUGUAUUUGUUCUGUAGUCAAAAAUUGUUCUAUAGUCUUAAAAUUAUAAAUGUAAUGCUUUUGGAUAAAUUUUGUGUAAUUUUCACUUCUGUAGUGUUAUGAAUUUGGUUCUCAAGUUGCUUUAUAAAAGUUGCGUAACUUUUACUAUGCCUAUGAGGUAAUGACACAAUCUUUCUCAGCAAUGUCCCUAUUUACACCAGCUAAAUUGAUAUUUUUCUUAAAUUUUAGCAUUGAAGAAACAGAAAAGUUCCAGAUUUUCGGUGUAAGAUCUACAUUUAUUUCAUUCCUAAUCACAGGUCAUAUUUUCACUUGGGUCUGCUCCACGUGUGGAUUACAAGUAAAACUUAUCUUCAUAUGCAGUGUAUGGUUAGUGUUUACAUAUCAAAACAACUCACUUUUUUUAUGAAUCGUCGCAGUCAUUUCAUCGUAAUCAAAAAUAGCAUUUAGUUAAGUAUAGUACUGUUCCAUAUGAUUUUUUCAGUUUUAUUCGAAAAUUCUUACUUUUAUCCAAAGACAAAAAAUAAAGAGGUUGUCAAAACGAUCACUCUGGGAGAGUGCAGCUUUAAAACAAAGGAAAACUAUAUUUUAUGUUCCAGGCAUUUAAUAAGUGCAGAGUCAUACUGUUACAAUUGGUUGUUAGCUUAUCUGUGUGUCAAAGAAAAAAGUCAAGGUAUUGUGAUAGCCUUCAAGUGUCAUUGCCCUCAUUGGCCACAUCAGAGCAUUGGCAUCCAAACACUGGACUGUGGUCAUGACUCAAAAACGGUGCAAGACACUUAGUACACAUGUUACCAAUGACGCUACACACCUGUGUAGCGAAGCUUUAUAAUAAUUAUUGACUGAAAAAACGAACAGACAAACUUUGGCCAUCACUUCCUUGGCCUGUAUUACUAGCCCUGAGUCUGAGGCAAGGUCUGAAUUUGAGACUUAAAGACUCAGAAAUGUGAUAUUUUAAAUGUUUAAAAAUAUCUUAAAUAUUACUUUGAUUUUGCUAAAUAACGAGUGUUUCAUUGUAAAACAGGUUAUUUUCCACAGAUAUAUAAAUUUUAUCAUUCUAAUUGGUGUAAGAGCAGUUUAACAACAAAAUUAAAAUUUGCAGUUUUAAGUCUAGGAUCUCAAACUCAGUUUAAAGAUGUUUUUAAAUAUGGGCCCAGUGAUCCUUUAACUUUCAACAAUGUUUUUGAUGAAAAUCGUUGAUCAGACAAGUGUAUGAUAUUAUGUUGGGACCAAUUUAGGCUUUUGAACGCGACAUCUACAUCUGGUUAUUUACAUCUACUGGCCAUGUUUUCUCAAAAUAUCUUUUUCAGUCAUACUACUUUAUUUAAGCCUGAUUUAUAAACCAAAACAUAGUUUAACUUGAUUUCAUUCAAAUAAUUUCCUUAAAAUGGAUAUUUCAUAAUUUAUAACAAAUCGAAAUAAUGAGCUAGCUUGAUCCUGUUAAAAGGGACAUGAGAUUGGUUGAGAAAUUGGGGCCAGCAUAUUUUUCACAUUAACUGUUAGUUGUGAAAUGAAUUUUGUUAACUAUGAUAGUAUGUACUAUGUGUGAUAUUGAUUCUUUUUCAAUGCAUAUCAUGCUUGUUUUGUUUGAACAUUGCAAUAAGCCACCAUUAUUGAUUGAUCCAGUUAUGUUGUCGGAUUUUAAAAUAAAUUAUUUGAAUUUAA
Mya arenaria is the source of this 12114-nucleotide messenger RNA. Its product is annotated as protein tyrosine phosphatase domain-containing protein 1-like. The record is from RefSeq and is a predicted model, not a curated record. Gene Ontology annotation, molecular function: protein tyrosine phosphatase activity; protein tyrosine/serine/threonine phosphatase activity. The coding region runs from base 87 to 2063 and encodes 658 amino acids. Gene Ontology annotation, biological process: protein dephosphorylation; cilium assembly. Lineage: Eukaryota; Metazoa; Mollusca; Bivalvia; Myida; Myidae. The transcript is spliced from 15 exons.